CUACUUAAGCUCAGAGCACUUCUAAAACCCCAAGGUGUUUGGGGUGUGAAGACAAAAACUUCAAGCAAAGAAAUUCGAUUGUGAAGUUUGCUUCGCUUGGAUUCAUAAGAAGGUGAAAGCUGGAAAUGGCGAGUUCUAUGCUAGAGAACAGUAUUCAAGAAGCGAAGGAUUUGAUGGAUUCUCGCCAGUUCAUUGGAGCUCUAAAGUUCCUCAAGGAGCUAGAAUCUGAAUAUCCAUCCUCUGCACUUGUCUUGGUACUCAAGGCUCUUGUGCACGCAACAUUGGGUGAUACUAAAGCACUAUCUAUUUGCUUAGAUGCUAAGGAGAAAAUUUUCACUGAUAAAUCGGUUCUUCCCGAUGUAUUAAACAAUUUCCAGACCAUUUGCCAACUUCCGGAACGCAACGAUUUAGCAAUCACUUUCUACGAAUAUGCUUGUGCGGAAGUUCCCCAUGAUUUGGGGUUGAUGAUGGGACUUUUCCAAUGUUAUGUCCGAGAAUCUUUGUUUGUAAAUCAACUUAUGAUCUGCCUAAAAAUGUACAAGCUUUCUCGAGAAGACAAGUUUCUGAUGUGGGCUGUUUUCAGCAUUCAACUACAGGUGGUUUCUCACUUGGUCAAGAAGCAUGCGACCACCCAUAACUUGGAUGAACCAGAAGCCCUUUUAGUAUACGUUUCUGUAGGGAAACAACAGGGUAAAUACGAUCAUGCUCGUGAAGUCCUAUCCAUGUUGGGUACGACACUUCUAAUAUGUGAAGUUGGUAGGCUAGCUACAUUUAAAGGGGGAUAUGCUUCUUGCUCGUUUAUGUGAUUAUGCUGCUGCCAUGGAGUUCUUGAGACAAAAGUCAGAGACAUGCCCUGAAGACUGGGAAUGUUUCCUCAGGGAGUUGGGUCUAUUACUGGAGGAUGAUAGUCAGUGGUAUGGUGCAACAACUGACAAUCAAAUUCAUCCACCCAAAGUCUUAGCGUGCAAAUUAUCGCAGCUAUCUGAUGAAGAAUUUGGAACAAAAUUGUCAGAGGCCCUAAACCCAAAGUUAGCUAACCUGCCGAUGGAAGUACACGGAUAUCUUAAUGGAAAGGAAUAUGAUUGGUUAGAUAAAGCCACGGAUGAGUACUUGAGCAGGCUUGGUGCUGACACUAAAGUAACCCUUCAAGUCCCACAGAAGUUUGAAGAAUUACAGUUGAUUCAUAAUCUCCGUGAACAAGGUUCAUUGACUCCUGCCCUCCAGGUAGAAGUUAAAAAAUUUCUUGCGGGAGUUGAUGAGAGCUCAGGUUUCAUUAGUGAUGAAGAGUCUCGAUACCAUGGAACAUCAAUUGCCUUAAAAACGAAUAGAUUCAUCAUAGUAGCUGCUGAUGGGAAACUUACUACAAAAAAUAACUCUAGAGGCUUAAACUUGAAAGCUGAUAAGGUUCAUGGUCUCGACGACAUGUGUGUUGGAAUAUGUGGGUCUUGGAAGACUUUGAGUAACACAGUUGGCGUGUUGAAGAGGCGUUUUAGAUAUGUUAAGAACGAGAAAGCUAAAAGACCUACGGUUAGUGAACUAGCUGAUUUCUUGAUAUAAGAACUAAAGUCGUGCCACGAUGAGGCGUCUGGAAUUAUUCUUGGCGCCUUCGACCAGUUAGAGUUGUGAGUUUGCUCGGGAACUGGCGAGCAUUUUGCGGAACAGAUCUUGUCAAAUGGAAACGUGCACAUGGACAUGAGCUUAGAUGAGGCCAUUCGGUUGGUUGAGAGAGCGCUUGUUUAUGCCAGUUUACAUGAUAGUUGCACUGGUGGAUGGGCAAAUAUUUACGUCAUCGAGAUUGGCAAGCCCGUAAGAGCAAUGACCAGAAAACGAAUAUGCACUACAUUGUGGCGUAGACACCAUUUGUCUCUUCCUGAGGCUUUUCUGAUUUGAGCUGUAGCAAAAUCAGAGAAUAACUUAUUCUUUUAUUUAUUUUUUAUUUUUUCCGAUUGCUAGUCAGAAGAUAUUACACUAUAAUAGUUUGGUGGUGCUGUGAACCCACAAGAGUUUGGGCCAUCAACCUUCAACAUGUCUUCCUUGAGUAGGUUGCAGUUGCAUUGCAAUGCAAUGAUUGCCUAACUUGCUUCCUUACAACAAAAAGAUAGCCUUGGAAGAUCUCAAAAAUCAACCGAGAAUUCAAUGACAAGUCUUUAAUGGACUGUCUGGCACUCUGGCUACAGAUUCUCAAACUUCAAAAAGGGUAGUGAGUUUAUCAUGUUGAGCCUUAAAAACUUGGUUCCAACUAAAUUUCAUUUCUAUUAGUAGGAAAUGUAACAAGUAUGCAGAUAAUUUUGCUAGACUAGUCGAGAAUUACCCAGGAAAUUUGA
Papaver somniferum (opium poppy) is the source of this 2324-nucleotide messenger RNA. RefSeq names its product N-terminal acetyltransferase B complex auxiliary subunit NAA25-like. Gene Ontology annotation, biological process: N-terminal peptidyl-methionine acetylation. The record is from RefSeq and is a predicted model, not a curated record. The transcript has 13 exons. The coding region runs from base 126 to 806 and encodes 226 amino acids. Gene Ontology annotation, molecular function: protein-N-terminal amino-acid acetyltransferase activity; protein binding. NCBI's taxonomy places the organism in Eukaryota, Viridiplantae, Streptophyta, Magnoliopsida, Ranunculales, Papaveraceae. Gene Ontology annotation, cellular component: cytoplasm; NatB complex.